Messenger RNA from Trichomonas vaginalis G3, 1209 nucleotides. RefSeq lists its product as uncharacterized. The coding region runs from base 1 to 1209 and encodes 402 amino acids. The transcript has a single exon. NCBI's taxonomy places the organism in Eukaryota, Parabasalia, Trichomonadida, Trichomonadidae. The record is from RefSeq and is a predicted model, not a curated record.
AUGGAAUCUGAAGAUGAAAGGAAACUGACACGACUUGUUCGAGAACUUGUCGGUGGAAAACCUGUAUCAGAAGUCAAUCCUAAGAUAAUUCCGCAAGUCAUUGAUGCAAUGGAACAGCACAAACAAACAGCAAUCGCAAAUGGCCAAGUUGAAAGAGUCAGAAAGCUACAAUCUAUCAUGGCAGAGUUGUCAAAACUAGACAGAAAACGAAAAUCAAUCGGAAAACAUAAAGCGAAAAGUGAAAAAUCAACAUCUCGUUCAAUCGAUACAACAACUGAAGAUUCUCAUAAAGAAAUCACACCAGCUGUCGUAGAAUCAGUUCUUGCAGAUAUUAUGGAUGGAUUUCCUCUUGAUGUCGCUGAAAAUUAUUUACUUCCUUCAUUAAUUCAAGCAGCUCGAGAUCAUGUCAAUCAAGAGUUAUCUACAGGCAAUUACAAAGAAGCUCAACGCUACGAGGAUGUUGGAAAUACGCUAGUUGCCCUAUCUAACGAAAGGAUGGUAGAAAUGAAAAAGAAUGAAAAGAGAGAAGCACUUGUAUAUCAAUUUACACAAGCAGAAGAAGCUCUUAGAAAAGAAAAUGAAUCAUUACGUCAAGCACUUGAAGAUCAUGAUGAAAGAUCUAAAGCUGCUGAAGAUGCUUUAAAUGCGGAAGAGGAAGUAACAUUAAAUGAUCAUGAUGCAGUAACAAAUGGCGAUUUACCAGUUGAAAAGCUUAAAUUUUCAUCGGCAUUAUUAAAUCUUAGAGAAACAGAGAAGUUUUUAGUAUUAAGCCGUCGAUUCGAAGAAGCUGCUGGUAUCAAAGCAGAAGCAGAUCAAAAGGAAAUAGAAGAAGUCAAAGCAAUUCACGAAAAAUAUCUGAAACAAAGGAAAAUACAAAGAAAUAAAUUGGUUGAAUCUUUCGACCAACGCAGGAAGUGUCUCAUUGAAAAGAAUGCAAGAUUAAGACAGAGGAUAGAGCAAGAUCAUCAAGCGGAGAGAUCAGCUCUUGAAAGAGCUGUUGAAAACUGGCGUCAAAGAAUCAUUGAGUUUGAUAAGAACUUGGAAGCUCAAAACAUUCCAAUUGUUGAAACAAAGAAGACACCACGUGCUUUUGUUACUCAAAGAACUCCUCCUCUAUCAGCACAUAGAACUCCUAGACCAGCAACUCAAACUAGGGCCAUCAGACCUGGAACAUCUAGAUUAGCAAAACUUGCUGUAUCAAGAAAAUAA